Messenger RNA from Ostertagia ostertagi, 300 nucleotides. The record is from the annotation of a GenBank genome assembly. Lineage: Eukaryota; Metazoa; Nematoda; Chromadorea; Rhabditida; Trichostrongylidae.
AUGCUCCUCUCCGUUGCUCUUCUGGCUGUUGGCCUUUUUAGUACCGUCAGCUCUCAGAGCUGUAGUGUGGCAACCACUAGCCCCUUGAAUGGUUUCUGCCCUACAGGUUACACUCUUGUCUCGUCGGCAUGCUGCCCUACCGGAAGUGUUAUUGCUGCCACAACCGCCUCAUCAUGCGUUGACAAAACAAACCCGAACACUGGAAGAUCAGACUGCCCUGGAAUGAAGAGCUACUGUACGAACUCGGCAUACUUGUCUCUCAUGCGAGAUCAAUGUCCGCUCACUUGUGGAUAUUGUAGU